CUUCUUCUUCUUCUUCUUCUUCUUCGACAGUUCUUACCCAUUACUAAUUAACCCAAUUGUUAGUUUACUCAUCAUUAACUGCAACUCAUCUCAAGUCAAUUCAUAUAAUAUAUAUUUACGUAUCCUUUUUGUACUGUAUUUAUAUCUUCAUCCAUUCUCCUCAUCCCUCUCCCCCCCACCAGUAAUUUUUCAUUCUCCUCGACAAGUUUGUUAAAUUCUUAUAAUCAAUUCAUAUAUCAAUUCAUAUAAUAUAAUCAUCAUCACACAAUGUUAGCUAUUGGAGAUUCUAUCUUACGUGCCGUCAACUUUGUCAUCUUAGUCAUUGCUUUAGGUUUAACUGCUUCUUUAAGUGCCUCAACCAUCACUCAAAAUAAUCCUCAAGUUAACUUUGGGGUUUUCGCUGCUGCUUUUGGUCUUUUAACUUCAUCAUUUUAUGGUGUUUUAGCUUACUUUUUUGAAAUCUUUGCUUGGCCAAUUCUUUUAUCCUUGUUUGAUUUCUUAAACUUGAUUUUCACUUUUGCUGCUGCCACUGCUAUCGCUGCUGGUAUUAGAGUUCACUCUUGUUCAAACUCUGAAUACGUGGACAAUAAUAAUAUUACUCAAGGUUCAUCAGGUAGAUGUAGAAAAGCUCAAUCUUCAGUUGCUUUCCUUUACUUUUCCUUUUUUAUCUUUUUAGUUUCUGGAGUUUUCUCCAUCAUUUCAAUCACUCAAGGUGGUUUAUUCGGUACUUCAAAGAGAUCAGCUCCAAGAGUUGGUAUUCCAACCACCUCUCAAGUUUAAACUUGAUUGAUAGCAUCAUCUACUUUAUUACAACUAUCGUUUAAUAUUCAGAAAAAGAAUUUAAUCAAUCAAUUCAUCAACUAAUCCUCUCCCCUAAAAUAAUUAAUCUUAAAAGUUGAAUUCAAUUCAAUUCAUUAUAUUUUUAAUUCAUUAAACAAGUCGUUUUUUUUACUUAUUCACUGUUAUAACUCAACAACAAUAUCACCAAAUUUUAUUCUUUCCCUUUUUUUUUAUCAUUCAAUAUCUGUUUUAUAUACACAUUUUUACUAUUCCUUUUCCAUUCCCAAUACGUUUUGUUAGCCCUUUUUCUGUUGUUUUGUUUGUUUGUUUGUUUGUUUGUCUGUCUGUAUCAAUUUCAAAGGAUAUGUGUUGAUCAAAAAUACACAUUCUACAAAUAUAUUACUACCCCAUCAAUUACUUUU
Molecule: messenger RNA, 1202 nt
Organism: Scheffersomyces coipomensis
Lineage: Eukaryota; Fungi; Ascomycota; Pichiomycetes; Serinales; Debaryomycetaceae
Gene: NCE102
Product: Nce102p
Exons: 1
Coding region: 268-780 (170 amino acids)
Biological process (GO): eisosome assembly; protein localization to plasma membrane
Cellular component (GO): plasma membrane; eisosome
Source: RefSeq, a predicted model, not a curated record